Messenger RNA from Colletotrichum costaricense, 1089 nucleotides. RefSeq lists its product as uncharacterized. Bases 1 to 1089 code for a protein of 362 amino acids. The transcript is spliced from 2 exons. Lineage: Eukaryota; Fungi; Ascomycota; Sordariomycetes; Glomerellales; Glomerellaceae. The record is from RefSeq and is a predicted model, not a curated record.
AUGCCCCGAGCUCUUCUCCUUUUCCUCCUCCUGUUUGCUCUAGGACUGGAUGGCGUCUCAGCAAUCAACCUCCGAUACGCGCCUCUUGCACCGCCAAAACCAACAAAGGCCCCCUCGCGCAACGGCACAAAGAUCUCGAACGACGACCUGAAAAGACGACAAGCCGCCUCCGUGACCUCCGUGUGCGGAUACUACAACGGCGACCCAGCAAAGGCAAGGACAGCUGAUCCGGGUUUCGGCUGCCGGCUCGAUAUCGACCGCGGUCUCUGGGGCUUCUGUCCCACGACCGUCAUCUCUGCCAAAGACUGCGGACUGGCCGGCAACUGCGUCGACUCUCGAAACUGCAAAUCCGGCUGCGGAAAGACGGGCAUCGCAGGUCUGACGACUUUCACCUGUGCAACAGAUAGAUUCUGCUCCACCGUUAUCCUCGAAGGGGGCUUCGAAGGAGGCUUCUCCUACAUUGCCUGCGGCAACGCAGCGACAGUAGAAACGUUGUUCAAAGAAGCCAUCAACACCACCGAGACACCAACGUCUAUCAUCGCGACUACUGUACGCAUCACACCCACGGACGCCACCACAAUACAAUCAACCACAGCGACUUCUUCCUUGACAUCCUCUCCUACCUCUACCACAUCCUCGGGCGUAUCUUCGUCCGCAACCCAGCCCACCUCGCCAGCGAGCCAGACAACCUCCCCUACAGACGGAAACAAGUCAUCAUCCGAUGGCUCAAGCAACACGGGCGCCAUCGUCGGCGGCGUUGUCGGCGGUGUCGCCAUCAUCUGCGUUACAGUUGUCGUUGCAAUCUACAUUAUGCGACGUAACAAGCGCACCACGGAGGAAGAAUCUCAGGAGAAAAAGCGGGGGAGCCGCUUCAGGUCGUGGGGACGGUCGUCCUCGAAACCUCCCAACUAUGAACAGAGCGAAGCUGUUCGGACAGAUACACAAGGAUUCGACACUGAACAGAACAAAAUGUACGCCGGGUGGGGUCCGUCUGAAGUAUAUGGAUCAGAACCACGAAGGGAUCCCACGGCGGCCCCCGUUGAGUUGCCGAGCGCUUCCCCCGUAGAGCUUCCGAGUCGGAGAGGUUGA